Lactuca virosa is the source of this 1263-nucleotide messenger RNA. NCBI's taxonomy places the organism in Eukaryota, Viridiplantae, Streptophyta, Magnoliopsida, Asterales, Asteraceae. The record is from the annotation of a GenBank genome assembly.
AUGUGGUCAACAGAGGAUUUGAAUAACAUGCAGUCUUUUGAAAUUGAAGAUGGUGGGUUUGGAUGUGGAAAAGUUGUUAUCACACAAAUGACGAGAGAUAGCGAGGGACCGUCCAAUGUGAAAGACGAUCUUUAUGACACUGUUGAGGAAUAUAAAGAGAACUUUGAUAAGAUGUUCAAUAAAGUUUCAUCCAGAAAGGAGGACAUGUAUCGAAUUGUUUCUGAUUGUAUAUCAAAGUUCCCAGAUGUCAAUAUAACAAAUGAAUUGAAAGAGAAGUUCAUUAAGUUAUUUUUAGAUCCUAUUUUUUCAAGUGCUGAUAAUCAAAACAAUGAAAAUGAAAAAAAGGAUCACAUGAAAGGGUUGAAUCUCAAAAUGAAUGUUCUUUUGAUUCAGGUUCUAAUAAGAUGUGCACAGGAUAAAAACAGAAUGGAGGUACUUUUUGAAACAAAUACGGGAGAGAUUAUGCAUAGACAUGAUUUUGAGAGCAUGCGACCUUAUCAUGUUAUACAUCAUAGUGUGAUUGAUUCUUGGGCUGCUGUUCUAAAUUACGAGGAACAAAAGUCAAAAAGUAAACCAUACCGCCUGUUCUUCAAUACCAAAAUUAUGAGUUCUGAUUUAUUAGAUGAAUCUAAAUCUUUUGACGAGCGUUUUUUAACUUUUGAGACCCGUGUUGAUAGGUUUCUAUCUAAUUUCAAGGCAAAUGUAGAUUUCAAUGAUCUUAAACUCGUGGUUUUCCCAAUACUUAAUGGUGAUCAGAUGUAUGGUGUUGUUUUCAACCUAACAUAUCCACAAGUUCAUAUUAUAGACAACAUAGAAACAAAAUCGUUAGAAGAAACUUAUGGAAUGACACCUACAUCAUUAAAAUUGUACUUUAUACGAUAUCUGGAGAAAACUACAUUUAUCGUCAAUAAAAUUAAAGGUUUGCGAUCAACAACAAUGAAGAUGAUGAAAAUUGACUGCAACACAAAGAAGUUGACAACAGAGAGUGGAACACUUUUAAUGAGACAUAUGGAAAAAUAUUGUGGAGAAAAGCAAGGAAAGUGGAAUGUGGAAAUGGAAAAAGGCAGUGAUGUGCAAGAUGUGCAAUUUGUAAAAUUAUGUGCCUUAUAUUCUGUUAAGAUUGCUACACAUGAAAUCAACAACCACAAGGAGAGAGUUAUCAAAGAAGCAAUCGAAUUUGGAAAGUUUGAUCAUGCGACUAGAAAAAAGAUGUUAGAGGAAGGUAUCAAUAGAAUGGAUGAAUUGGAAAUGGGUAGUAAAUAG